Anguilla anguilla (European eel) is the source of this 1385-nucleotide messenger RNA. Its product is annotated as protein-lysine methyltransferase METTL21C-like. The transcript has 6 exons. Gene Ontology annotation, cellular component: cytoplasm; cytosol. The record is from RefSeq and is a predicted model, not a curated record. Gene Ontology annotation, biological process: peptidyl-lysine methylation. Bases 269 to 1105 code for a protein of 278 amino acids. Gene Ontology annotation, molecular function: protein-lysine N-methyltransferase activity. Lineage: Eukaryota; Metazoa; Chordata; Actinopteri; Anguilliformes; Anguillidae.
UCAAUUUCUCUCUCUCUCUCUCUCUCUCUCUCAUUAUGAUGAUUUUUUUAUGUUUCUCUAAAUAUAGCUGAGGUCAGUAUGUGAGUAUGGGAGUGUCCACCAGGAUGCUCCUCUUGUAUAAACAGAGGAACUGGGUCCUCUUGGAUGCAGACACCCCUAAAAAAGAGACAGACAGCACUGGAACAGGACCGUCGGUGCCCCACAGCUUUACGAGACUGUCCUCACAUACAGCUUCCACCAGAAUAGAUUUCCUGCCUUGCCGGUUGUCAUGGAAACAUUGGGUGCAUGGGUGACACAGCUGGAACACAAUGUGGACGAGGUGAUUGAGGUGGAUGUGGAGGUGGAGGAAGAGGAUGAAGAGGAAGAUGAGACCGAGGUAGUGGAUGAUGAUGUUAACGAGACACCACCACGUGUUCCAGAAGACACAAAGGAAGUGGAAUCAAAGGAUGAACAACUGGGUGAAUGUCAAAAGACAACCAGACUCUGGCAACCCACAAUCUACAGUAGCUUUGGAAAGGAAAAGUACUAUUUUGCUGGCCAUGAUAUUGAAAUCUACGAAGGCCUCGACACUUAUGGUGCCACGAUCUGGCCAGGGGCAAUAGCUUUAUGCCAAUACCUAGAUACGAAUCGUCAGGAAAUCAAUCUGAUGGACAAGACAGUAUUGGAAAUUGGGGCUGGAACCGGCCUUCUGUCGAUUGUGGCCUGUCUUCUGGGAGCACGGGUGCUGGCAACAGACAUGCCGGAUAUCCUAGGUAACCUGAGAAGCAACCUGAAACGAAACACCAAGGGGCGCUGCAGGUACACUCCUCAAGCGGGAGCUCUGUGCUGGGAGCAGGACCUGGAGAGCACCUACCCCCGUUCCGAGCACCGCUACGACUACGUCCUGGCAGCUGACGUGGUCUACAUUCACGACUUCCUCAACGACCUGCUGGCCACCAUGCGCCACUUCUGUCUUCCUGGCACCACCCUGAUCUGGUCUAACAAGGUCCGCUUCCAGGCCGACCUCCGCUUCUCAGAAAACUUCAAGAGUGCCUUCCACACCACGCUACUGGCCGAUCUGCCCGACGAAGAGAUCAAGAUCUUCAUGGCCACGAGCAAGGAAUAGACGCUUGUGGAGGACAUUUUAUUCAGUCGAUCUUGAGCUGAUUCUAGAAUGAAUAUGUCUAACAUUCCUCUGGAUUAGCACAACUUUCAGUAGGAUCCCUUUUGGCAACAGCUUUGAACAAAAAAAAAACAUUUUUUGAUAGCAUGUAGACAGAAGGCAACCAGGAAAGUGCUUUAAUGAACAAGGAAAACCUAGCAAUUAUCUUAGUGAAGAGUAAUGGCUAACUUUACAGUUAAACACUUCUUACAUUUGUUGUGCUGUUUACAUUUCUUUUCUAAAA